ACUUCCAGGAAAAGGAAACUUCAGUGAAAUCGAAACUACUGGGGAAAGGGAGGGCCCCUGAGAGAGUCCAGGCACCUGGACCACAGCUGCCUCAUCCCCACCAUGAGCCGCACAUCCCAACCCUUCUUCAACGGUGCCCACAGCGGGGUCCUCCCAAGCUAUGAGAUGAUCAAGGAGGAGCACGAGGUGGCCGUGCUGGGGGCUCCCCAGAGCCAGGCCCCCGUGACCACCACGGUGAUCAACAUCCGCAGCGAGACCUCGGUGCCCGACCACAUCGUCUGGUCCCUGUUCAACACGAUCUUCAUGAACUGGUGCUGCCUGGGCUUCGUGGCAUUCGCCUACUCCGUGAAGUCUAGGGACCGGAAGAUGGUGGGCGACGUCGUUGGGGCCCAGAGCUAUGCCUCCACCGCCAAGUGCCUGAACAUCUGGGCCCUGGUCCUGGGCCUCCUUCUGACGAUCGUCUGCAUCAUUAUUUUCGCCACUGGCUCCCUGAUGAUUUUUCAAGCAGUUUCCCAGCUCAUAAACGACUAUGGCGGCUACUAGUAGCUGCCAGCAGCCUGAGGCAGUCACCCCUCUUCACUGCAGUUUAUACACGCGUCUGUCCACAGUUGAAUAAAAUAAAGCAUUUGUAUGUGA
Balaenoptera acutorostrata (minke whale) is the source of this 636-nucleotide messenger RNA. RefSeq names its product interferon-induced transmembrane protein 3-like. The transcript is spliced from 2 exons. Gene Ontology annotation, biological process: response to interferon-alpha; defense response to virus; host-mediated suppression of symbiont invasion. NCBI's taxonomy places the organism in Eukaryota, Metazoa, Chordata, Mammalia, Artiodactyla, Balaenopteridae. Gene Ontology annotation, cellular component: plasma membrane. Bases 103 to 543 code for a protein of 146 amino acids. The record is from RefSeq and is a predicted model, not a curated record.